UUGCAGGGCUGCUGAAAGAAGUCUGGUCGAUGCAGAUCUCCCGUCCCUCAUCAGAGCGUGAAGAUAUUCCGCCUCGUGUUGAAUGUGACCCCGGACACCGAGACACAGAGCGGCUGUACACUGUGUCCUUCCAGGAAGUGUGCGACCGCUUUGGAAAGCAGUACACCUGGGACGUGAAGUCGUCAGUGAUGGGGAAAAAGGCUCUGGACGCUGCUCAAUUUAUUCGGGACACGCUGGAGCUUCCCAUGACAGCCGAGGAGCUGCUGGCUGAAACCAGACAGAUUCAAGAACGGAUCUUUCCCUCUGCCAAACUCAUGCCAGGUGUGGAGAAACUGAUAAACCACCUGAAGAAGAACAACGUCCCCAUCGCCGUGGCAACCAGCUCAGCAGGGGUGACGUUCGAGUUAAAGACGAGGAACCACAAAGAUUUCUUCGCUCUGUUCGACCACAUCGUCGUGGGAGACGACCCCGACGUGAAGAACAGCAAACCGCAGCCCGACUCCUUCCUGGUCUGCGCCAAGAGAUUCAACCCUCCAGCUCCUCCAGAGAAGUGUCUGGUGUUUGAAGACGCUCCCAACGGCGUGAAGGCGGGGCUGGCGGCGGGGAUGCAGGUGGUGAUGAUCCCCGAUGACAACAUGAACCGGAGCCUGACCCGGGAGGCCACGCUGACACUCCGCAGCAUGGAGGAGUUCCAGCCGCAGCUCUUUGGACUCCCACAGUUUGACUGAACCGGAAGAACCAAAAUGAACGAGUCGUCGCGUCAAAUUCUAGCUCCUCAAAUCGUCUUCUCUGCUUUAUCUGACUUUCUUUUGAUGGGGGGGCGUUUGUCUUUGAAUCAGCCUGUAACGCCUGCAGCAGGUACUUUGUGCCUCUUUUGUUUUUA
Messenger RNA from Labrus mixtus (cuckoo wrasse), 883 nucleotides. RefSeq names its product pseudouridine 5'-phosphatase (gene pudp). The record is from RefSeq and is a predicted model, not a curated record. Lineage: Eukaryota; Metazoa; Chordata; Actinopteri; Labriformes; Labridae. Bases 30 to 728 code for a protein of 232 amino acids. The transcript is spliced from 4 exons. Gene Ontology annotation, molecular function: phosphatase activity.